UGGAUACAUGGAAGACGGGCAGACGUUUAGGGUGACCAAAAUAAGGAUGUAUUUUUCGCGAUUCUGCCUCCUCACCUUGGUGCUGUUUCUAAACGCGUUGUCUUCGACGACAGGGACGAGACCAGCGUCAUCAGUUUGCGAUGGAUGCACUUCAUCAAAACCAAAGCAAGACGUGGUAUUCCUGCCCAAAACGCUGAAACCAAUCUACUACGACCUUGAAAUGAGGCCCAACAUGUACCAAGGUGAUCCGACGACCUUCACCUUUGACGGCUACGUCAGAAUAACAAUGGAGUGUCUCGAGACGACCAAAGAGGUCAUUAUGCAUCUGAAUGAACUUGAAAUAAUGGCAGGGUCGAUAGAGUUUGGAUCCGAGGGUGGGUCAGAUCCACCUGUCUUCGUGUCCUACGAGACUGACGCCGACAACCAGCUGUUGAAGAUCACCCUGGACAAGGACACGACAGUAGGUCAGAUGUAUUACGUCAAGAUGAAUUUCACCGGACCUCUGAAGGAUGACCUGAAGGGCUUCUAUCUGAGCUCAUACACCCGAGAAGGGGAGACGGUUUAUCUGGCCACCACUCAGUUUGAGUCGACAGACGCCCGGAAGGCCUUCCCGUGUUUUGACGAGCCCGAACUGAAGGCUCACUUCAACAUCACUCUCGUCAGGAAGACAGAGCUCAACAGCAUGUCCAACAUGAGGAUUGUCAGAACUGAUGACAGGGAGACAGGCUUUGUUGCUGAUGUUUACGAGACGACCCCGUUGAUGUCGACGUACCUGGUGGCGUUCAUCGUGUCCGACUUCCAGUUCAUCAGCGGUACAACAUCACGAGGCGUGGAGUAUCGAGUGUGGGCACAGAAGGAGUCGCUCAAUGAUCUUGACUACUCCCUCGACGUCGGCAUGCGCACCAUCACCUUCUACGAAGACUACUUCAACAUCACCUACCCUUUGCCCAAAGAAGACAUGGUGGCUAUCCCUGACUUCGCGGCUGGGGCCAUGGAGAACUGGGGUCUCAUCACAUACAGAGCCGUCAGGUUGUUCUUCACAGCGGGGGUCACCAGCAACUCCGCGAAGCAACAGGUCAUGGUCGUCAUUACACACGAACUGGCUCACCAGUGGUUCGGGAACUUGGUCACCAUGAAAUGGUGGGACGACCUGUGGCUCAACGAAGGAUUCGCCACGUUCUUCAUGUACUUUGGAGCCGAGGUUAUUGAACCGAACUGGGACAUGUAUAACCAAUUUGUCGUGGACGAAAUCAUGCCAGUGUUUGAAUUCGAUGGCCGUGUGACGUCACAUCCGGUCUAUGUCGACGUGGAGAGCCCGGAAGAGAUUGACCAAAUAUUUGACUCAAUCUCCUAUAACAAGGGAGGGUCUGUGAUACGGAUGUUGAAGUUCUUCAUCGGCGCCGGAACGUUCCAGAGGGGCUUGACGCGAUAUCUCCUGUCCCGCGAAUACAGCAACGCCGACCACGACGAUCUUUGGGUGGCACUUGGAACGCAAGCCGAAGAGGAGAAGAAGACUGCCGUCGUGGUGGACACGAUGAAGACGUGGACGCUACAGAUGAACUAUCCAGUGGUCACCGUGUCCAGGGCUGGCCCCAAGAUGAUACGGCUCACGCAGGAGAGGUUCCUGUUUGACCCUGCCUCUUCGGACCCCGGCAAAUAUGUGUCCCCGUAUAAUUACACCUGGAACAUCCCCUUCACGUUCACCACGAGCGACCAGAAGAACUUCGACGUCACUGACGCCGAUAUCAUCUGGAUGCUGAGAAACGACACAGCAGAUGUUUAUGACACCACCGUAACGAUACCGGAUCCGAGCGAUGAGUCGAGUUGGAUUCUGGGUAAUAUCCGUCACCAUGGUUACUAUCGCGUCAACUAUGAUGAAGACAACUGGAAGAACAUCAUCAAGCAGCUUAAAGCAAACCACGAGGUGAUCAUUCCAAUAAAUCGAGCUCAGAUCAUCAACGACGCCAUGGACUUAGCCAGGGCUGGCUACCUGGCGCAGCUGACUGGAUUACAGACACUGGAAUAUCUGUCGGCGGAAUUGAACUACUACCCGUGGACCACGGCCCGAGACAAGCUGGUCUACAUAGACACCAUGAUCCGGGACACCGAGAUAUACCCCGCUUUUCAGGAAUUCCUGAGAUCGAGCAGCGACGCAGCCUUCAGGUUUUAUGGUUUACGGACGCCGGCAGAAGGACAGAUAGAGUCGUUUGCCCAGCGUGAGGUGUCCAGUGCAGCAUGCGGUGUCUACAACCAGGACUGUCUGCAGGAGGCCAGGGAUCUGUUCCUGGCAUGGAAGGACAACCCACAGGAUAACAAAAUCAACCCGGAACUGUUAUUGACGGUCCUGUGCACGGGUAUAUCGGAGGGCGUGGCCGACGACUGGUACCACCUCUACGACAGCUACCAAGCGGAGACGUCGUUGUCCACCAAGAGCGACAUGCUGAGAGCGCUAGCUUGUUCUCAGGAAGCCUUCAUCAUUGAGAUGCUGCUGGAGCGAGCUAUAACGCCGAGUGAGAUCCCUAAACAAGAUGGCCCCGGUGUCAUUGCGACAGCUCCAGGGAUCAACGCCUUCGCCCAGCCGUUCGUGUGGGACUUCAUCAGGGAGAAAUACGAUACCCUUCGAACUGACUACAGCGCCAGCGUCGGCACCUUCACGUCGAUGAUUAAAGCGGCUACUGCAACCGUUCAACACACCCAGGCCAUGCUGGAUGAGCUGGAGGAAUUCGUCAGGGUGACGCCUAACCUCGGGCCGGGUGCCGCGGGAUUCGAGCAGGCGAUUACUCAGACCAAGUCCAACAUUGAAUGGAUGCGGGUGAACUAUCCAGUCGUAAAACAGUGGCUGGAGAGCCUGAGGUCACGUCAAGGUCAGGGUCUCCAUCUCAGGUCAAGAUAAAUGAUUCAAGAUCACCAGCACAAUCUCAGCUGUUCGUGUGACGGUACAGUGCUUAACAAUGACGAACAGGCUUCCAGGACACAGAAAGUGAAGAUUGUCUUUGUGAUGAAUCAGUGGUGAUAUUGUUAUGAAAUGAGAAUUCUAAUUUCGGAUGGAUUGAUGUUUCCUGUUAGAUAAUGCCAAACAAAGCGAUGAAGACAACAAAGUUAUUUGAUAUAAAUUCUAAAAUAGCUGAA
Messenger RNA from Haliotis rubra (blacklip abalone), 3129 nucleotides. Its product is annotated as aminopeptidase N-like. The record is from RefSeq and is a predicted model, not a curated record. The transcript has 22 exons. Gene Ontology annotation, molecular function: zinc ion binding; peptide binding; metalloaminopeptidase activity. NCBI's taxonomy places the organism in Eukaryota, Metazoa, Mollusca, Gastropoda, Lepetellida, Haliotidae. Gene Ontology annotation, cellular component: cytoplasm. Gene Ontology annotation, biological process: peptide catabolic process; proteolysis. The coding region runs from base 8 to 2893 and encodes 961 amino acids.